AUGUGUCACACACCACACGGCCAACGGGAUUAUCAGGCUGCUGGACCGGAACCAGAAGCUGAAGGUGCUGCCGUCAACCUCAGGCUAAACGGCGAGCUGGCCGCGAUCCUUGAGCCCCUGAUGCACCGCUACCCCCACCAGCUCAUCCACACUGGUCAGUGGCUCACACGCAGACACUUGCCCCUGGCCUUACCUCGCGACAUGCUCUCUUUCUCUCUCCGGUGA
Puccinia triticina is the source of this 225-nucleotide messenger RNA. RefSeq lists its product as uncharacterized. The transcript is spliced from 2 exons. NCBI's taxonomy places the organism in Eukaryota, Fungi, Basidiomycota, Pucciniomycetes, Pucciniales, Pucciniaceae. The record is from RefSeq and is a predicted model, not a curated record. Bases 1 to 225 code for a protein of 74 amino acids.